This is a messenger RNA of Trichoplax adhaerens, 2289 nucleotides long. RefSeq lists its product as uncharacterized. Bases 1 to 2289 code for a protein of 762 amino acids. Gene Ontology annotation, molecular function: protein binding. The record is from RefSeq and is a predicted model, not a curated record. Lineage: Eukaryota; Metazoa; Placozoa; Uniplacotomia; Trichoplacea; Trichoplacidae. The transcript has 25 exons.
AUGGAACACUCACUCAACGAUGUUUUAUUAGCCUUACCUGAUUGCGUUUUCAUUUCUCGGUUACAUGAGAGCAGGCACUUAAUGAUCCUUGUAGCUGGAGUUGCUUAUUUGCAAUGCUUCAUGCAAUGCAACUGGACUGGCCCUAGAAUAGCUUCUGACGCAUUGCCUAGAGUACAAGAACUAAAUUCAUGUGCUCAAAAAUUGCUCAGCUGCGAUGAAGAACCUCCUUACCCUUUGGCUGAUUUCUACGGUCUCUUAUGGAUCUCUCGAUUAUUAUUAUUUAAUUGCCGAAAUCAAUUGAGCUGCCUAAAGACAGCUCCAAUAUGGUGCAUAAGAUGUCUUUAUGCCCAUCAGCAAUUAUUUAACGAUACCAUUCCAGAUCUCAUGCAAGCGAUUUUCGCACAGAUUGACAUAGUUACCGAAGGUCUUUUGCAAGAGGAAGAUUUUCCAUCGCUACUUUGCUGUCAAGUCUACGUGGAAUAUUCUCACUUGAAACGGUGUUACCAUGGUUAUUUUGAAGCUAAGAAAUUGCUUCGAAAAGCGGAGUCUGUGAUCGGCUUAAAGUUGGAGCUAACAGGUCGAUUAGGAAAACGUACUCGUUUUCAGGAAAAAGAGUUGGCUCAACUUACCGCUUCAAUCAAGUACGAAACGUUGAAAGAUAAUCGGAUAAGCAUAGAAGAAUUUUCGAAACUGGAAACUGCUGCCCUCCCAAAAGAUGUUGCAUUGGAUGAUGAUACUGUAAUGCAUCGCAUUCAAUUUUCGGACAAUCAAGGAGACAUUCCUGUUUUAUUGCCUAUAGAGGAAAUAGUAAUACUAGCCAAUGGAAUUGAAGUCUUGCAAAUAACGCCUGACCAUGAAUUACUGAAGGAAGAAAUUUUGGCUUAUAUUAAUUGCAAUCUUAUGUAUCCUCAAGACUGGUCUAUACAAAUGAUGAGCCUCAUGAUUCGUUCCAAAAUAGAAAGUAAACAUCACCGCACUGUGGAAAGAUCAAUGAUGCAAUUGCAAGCUUUAGUUGAUAAUGUUAAUGCUACACUACCACCUGUUGCUCACAGAUUGAAAUUUGCUAAUACUGUUAAUUUUCCUCCUAUUUGGAUAAUGCAGCUUGAAUUAGCGAAAAUUUUAACUGACCUCGGAGCAAUUAAGAGUGCCUUGGAGGUAUAUGUUCGUCUAGAAAUGUGGGAAGAGGUUAUUAUGUGCUAUCACGCGAUUGGUCAGCGAGAUAAGGCAGAGCAGCUUACGAGAGAACGUCUUAAAAUCCAAGAAACACCGACCUUGUGGUGCUUAUUAGGGGAUAUUCGAAAGGAAGCUGAGUUUUAUGAACGGGCUUGGAAAGUUUCAAAGCAUCGCAAUGCCAGAUCUCAGCGUUCUCUUGGAUUUCUCUAUUUGUAUGCCGAAAAGUAUGAAGAAUGCAUUGCAUGUUUUAAGGAAACGCUAAAAGUUAACUCCAUGCAGGAACACGUCUGGUUCUCCUUGGGAUGUGCUGCAAUGAAAACAGAAGAUUACCACCUUUCUGCUGAGGCUUAUCGACAAUGUGUUCGAUUGGAUUCAGAUAAAGCUGAAGCUUGGUCCAAUUUAUCGACAGCUUACAUCAAAUCGAAGCAAAAGCAUCGCGCAUACCGAACUCUUCAAGAAGCGCUAAAGUGUAGCUUUGAGAACUGGAGAAUUUGGGAAAAUUACUUGUUUGUAUGCGUAGAUAUUGGCCAGUUUGAAGACGCAAUUACAACUAUUCACCGUCUUAUGGAUCUAAAAGAGAAAUAUAUAGAUGCUGAAAUUCUUGAUAUUCUUGUUGAAGCUGUCAUAACUGGAAAGGCUGAUUCGCAAGGUGAAUCUGCAGCGAAACAAAAACCCAUAUUGUUAAAACUGUUUGGCCGUGUUACUUCAAAGAUAACGAACAACGCAGCGGUGUGGUAUAGUUAUUCCAAACUCUAUAUGCAAUCUGAUUUGAAAGAAGAUUCUGAUAAGCGAAUUUCAUUACUUCAGAAAUCUGUACGUGUUGCUAGCCAAAAACCUAAAUGGGAAAGUAAUUUGGAAGAUAUAAAAUUAAUUGCCUCGUAUGCGAAGAUGUUAUCGGAAGGCGCUUUAAGCAUUGGAAUGGACAAACGUGAUGUGUCAGAAUUAGUUCAGAUAUUAUCAUCGACAAUAUUAUCCUUAAAUAGUAUAGUGAAUAAAAUUAAGCAUCAAAUUUCAUAUGUCAAUACGGAGGUUGACAGCCAAUUGGGGACAAUUUGCUCAAAUUUGGAGGAAAAUAUAAAUAGUCUCAAUAAUUCUAUCCAGACUAUUCGUUCAUGA